Messenger RNA from Dentiscutata erythropus, 414 nucleotides. NCBI's taxonomy places the organism in Eukaryota, Fungi, Glomeromycota, Glomeromycetes, Diversisporales, Gigasporaceae. The record is from the annotation of a GenBank genome assembly.
AUGAUAUGUCAGUGCUAUUUCAAUACUGAAGAACAGCUAUUAUGUGAAGGUGAUUUAAGAAAAAUUAGGUUUUCAAUACCAAUUUCUGAAGAACAACAUCGAGCAUUAGAAGAAAAGUGUCUUUGCCAAACACAUUAUAAUUGUGAAGUUGUUAACAAAAACUAUUAUCAAGAACAUCAAAAAAAAUUAAAUGAAUACUGUGCCUAUCCAAAACAUAGUAUAUAUAAGCAAAGUACAAAAAAAAAGAAACAAGCAGAAAGUAAAGAUGCACUUAUUAAUUUACUUGUUCGACUUUAUAAAAUAUUAGAGCUUGAUUCAACUGCUAAAAUAUGUAUAAAGUUUACUGACAAAGAUUCUAAUUAUAUAACAAGCAAUAAUUAUAUUCAAGCAACUAAACAAUCACAAAUUUCUUAA